UGUAAACCUCACUCUCUCUCUCUUCCGCAAAUCCAUGGCCGCCGACUGUGGAGAAGCCGGUGCGAUUCUUCGCGAGCUCGAAAGUUUGAAGGCGAGUAAGAGCGAAAUCGACCUCCGAAUCUCGGCCCUCGAAACUCGGCUGCAAGAGAUUAGCCUUCCGCAACAGCCGAACGGCGCCGUUUCAAAUGGCGCUUGCGCUCCUGUACCGUCGUCCGUUGAUUCCGGCUACGGUCACGAUUUGUCGCCUCAGAUGAUAUACCGCUACAGCCGCCAGCUCUUGCUUCCUUCUUUUGGAGUCCAAGCUCAGUCGAAGCUACUCAAGUCGUCGGUUUUGGUGGUUGGAGCUGGAGGGUUGGGCUCCCCUGCUCUGCUAUAUCUUGCAGCUUGUGGUGUUGGACGAUUGGGGAUUAUUGAUCAUGAUGUGGUUGAGCUCAACAAUAUGCACAGGCAGAUUAUCCACACUGAAAGGUUUAUUGGUCAGCCAAAAGUGAAAUCUGCUGCGGCUGCUUGUCGAGCGAUUAACUCCUCUAUCAAAAUUGAGGAAUAUCAAGAACCCUUACGCACAUACAAUGCUUUGGAAAUCAUGACCAAAUAUGAUAUAGUAGUAGAUGCCACUGACAAUGCUCCUAGCCGUUACAUGAUUAGUGAUUGCUGUGUGGUGCUAGGGAAGCCUCUUGUAUCUGGUGCUGCUCUAGGAUUUGAAGGGCAGCUUACAGUAUACAAUUACAAUGGUGGUCCAUGCUAUCGAUGCCUGUUUCCAACUCCUCCACCAACAACAGCAUGUCAAAGAUGUUCUGAUAGUGGUGUACUUGGUGUAGUUCCGGGUAUCAUCGGCUGUCUCCAAGCCCUAGAAGCUAUUAAGAUUGCAGGUGAAGUUGGUGAAUCACUCUCAGGACGGAUGCUUUUACUUGAUUCAUUAUCGGGACGUAUUCGAAUUGUCAAGAUCCGAGGUAGAUCAUUACAAUGUGUAGCUUGUGGUGAAAAUGCAACAUUCUCUAAAGAGCAAUUUCGGGACUUUGAUUAUGGAAACUUCACUCAGUCUCCACUAACUCCGUCACCUUUGACGUUAAAUAUACUUCAGGCAGACUCCAGAAUAGAUACUAAAGAGUACCAUGAGAAAAUUGUUAACGGGGAAGCACAUGUGCUGAUUGAUGUUCGUCCACAACACCACUUCAAGAUUGUUUCUCUGCCAAAUUCGUUUAACAUUCCACUCCCAAGUUUGGAGGCUCGGUUACCUGAAAUCUCUCUAGCCUUAAAGGAAAAGGAACAGAACAGUGGUAAUAAUUCCAAACUAUAUGUAGUAUGUAGAAGGGGUAAUGAUUCUCAGAGGGCUGUUCAGAGUCUCCACAAGCUGGGUUUCACCUCAGCCAGAGACAUCAUUGGGGGACUGGAGGCCUGGGCUCGUGAUGUAGAUCCAAACUUUCCUACUUAUUAGCAAGUUUAAGUUUUGACAUUUGUGCGCUGUAACUCUUUCGGCUGUAUAUGUUACUUGGGAUUUACUAUCUAUUUAUAUGGAGUGUUUGUAACGCAAUACUCAAAAACAUAUGGAAUCAGGAGUGUUUGGGAAUUAGCUUGUUGUUCUGUUUGGUACGUACGUACCACAUUAUAAAUGCAAUUCAUAUAUAAUUAAUGA
This is a messenger RNA of Argentina anserina (silverweed cinquefoil), 1633 nucleotides long. RefSeq names its product adenylyltransferase and sulfurtransferase MOCS3. NCBI's taxonomy places the organism in Eukaryota, Viridiplantae, Streptophyta, Magnoliopsida, Rosales, Rosaceae. Gene Ontology annotation, cellular component: cytosol; cytoplasm. Gene Ontology annotation, biological process: tRNA wobble position uridine thiolation. The record is from RefSeq and is a predicted model, not a curated record. The coding region runs from base 35 to 1435 and encodes 466 amino acids. The transcript has 11 exons. Gene Ontology annotation, molecular function: URM1 activating enzyme activity; adenylyltransferase activity; thiosulfate-cyanide sulfurtransferase activity.